This is a messenger RNA of Ictalurus furcatus (blue catfish), 5534 nucleotides long. RefSeq names its product collagen, type XXVIII, alpha 1b (gene col28a1b). The record is from RefSeq and is a predicted model, not a curated record. Bases 207 to 3662 code for a protein of 1151 amino acids. The transcript has 35 exons. NCBI's taxonomy places the organism in Eukaryota, Metazoa, Chordata, Actinopteri, Siluriformes, Ictaluridae. Gene Ontology annotation, molecular function: serine-type endopeptidase inhibitor activity.
UUAUGUUUUAUAAUGAUCUACGAAAGAUUUUAAAAUCCUACUGGAGGUUUCCUUUGAUGAUCUGGCAACCGGGGAGAUGUUGAGGCGCAGUCAGGACCAGGACAGUAUGAUACCUCCUGCACCAUCAGCAUGCCAGAUCCAUGUGCGCAUGUGACAGGAUUACUGAUAUCAAAUCACUCGUUUCUGCGUGAUACGAAAGGCUAAACAUGAAGGCUAAGCCGUGGAGCGUGACGCCGCUGUGCUUCGCGUUGUUAUUCCUGUCACACGACGUCCAAAGUCAGAACAGAAGAAACCAAUCGAACAACCUGACCACAAAAGACCGAAAGGUGCUGGUGUGUGCGCUGGAGUUGGCCUUCCUCCUGGACAGCUCAGAGAGCGCCAUGUCGUACGGCUUUGACAAAGAGAAGGACUUUGUGCGCUCGUUUGGUGCCCGGGUGCUGAAGAUGCAGGUCGGCGAUUGGCACCUGAUGCCCCGCCUCGCCGCUCUCCAGUACAGCAGCUCUGUGUCCAUCGUGCAGAGCUUCUCCGACUGGCGUGGACUGGACAACUUCCUGACCAGCGUCGACUCCAUGGCCUACAUCGGACAGGGCACGUACUCAUCCUACGCCAUCGGGAACGCCACCGAGCUCUUCGUACGCGAGACAGACGACAAGAACGUCAGGGUGAUGCUCCUGAUGACUGACGGCUCCGACCAUCCACGGAGUCCCGACAUCCUGGCUGCGACCUCUGAGGCCAAAGGUCACAACAUCAAGCUCUUCACCAUCAGCUUGUCAUCACAGGGCAGCCAAAACAGCGCCAAGCUGCGAGUCAUGGCUAGCAGUCCGGCACAGCAGUUCGUGCACAACCUCAACGAUCCCGACCUCGAGGAGAGACUGCUUCAGGAGCUCAAAAAAGUGGCCAAUAUAGAAUGUCCACGAGUGCAAGCGUGUGUGUGUGAGAAAGGAGAGAGAGGAGUUCCGGGAACCCCUGGGAAGAAAGGAGAUGCGGGGAUUAAAGGACUGCCGGGAACUAAAGGUGUAAAGGGAAACACCGGACCUGCAGGACUUCCGGGACCGGACGGGCCUGAGGGACGACCCGGGUACAAAGGUAAUAAGGGUGACAGAGGAGAAUGUGGACCUCCUGGAUCAAAAGGAGAUAAGGGCGUUGAAGGACCCCCAGGACCGAGAGGAGUCCGAGGAGAGCAGGGCCCCCAAGGGCCAGCAGGGGACGAAGGACCUGAAGGACAGGAAGGCCCCAAAGGAGAUCGUGGACUUCCUGGUGCAACUGGACCUCGAGGGGAUAUCGGCAUUGGAUUUCCCGGUCCUAAGGGGGAGAAAGGAAACCAGGGAAGACCAGGCCCUGUAGGUCCAAUCGGAACAGGUCAACCAGGUCAACCUGGACCACCAGGACUUCCAGGGCCUCAAGGGGUUCCUGGCUUCCCAGGAGAGGGGCUAGUAGGGCCAAAGGGGGAUCGAGGUUAUAAUGGUUCUACUGGAGCUCGUGGACCACCAGGUUUUGGCUUUAAUGGUGAAAAGGGUAACGCUGGGCCUCCUGGGCCUCCUGGUCCUAUCGGGACUCCUGGAUUGGGAAUUCAAGGAGAAAAGGGAACCCAGGGUCCAAUAGGUCCUCCUGGUCCCAGAGGGAUCCCAGGGAUUAGCAUCACUGGUGACAAGGGAGACCGCGGCUUCCCAGGAGAACGUGGACCGCCAGGACAGAAAGGCGUCGGAGAGCCGGGAGCCAAGGGUGAGCCUGGCCUUCGAGGUAUCCCAGGAGCGCCAGGUGCUCCAGGAGAAGACGGAGCAAGAGGAUCAAAGGGUGAAAUCGGUGUUCCUGGGCCUAGAGGACUAGAGGGACUACCUGGUAAAGGUCUACCUGGAGAAAAGGGAGAGCAAGGAGCUAGAGGAGCAAGAGGACAACCAGGAGUCGUGGGACCAAUGGGUCCAGCGGGGCUCAAGGGAGAACCAGGAGGUUUGGGGCUUCCUGGGGUAAUUGGACCUCCAGGAAGGGGUGUACCAGGCAGUAAGGGGGAUCCUGGACCAGCCGGACUUCCAGGACCUGCUGGAGAAACAGGAAUAGGGAUCCCUGGGCCAAAGGGUGAACAAGGAUUACCUGGACCUUUAGGAGAACCAGGGCUGAAGGGAGACGGCUAUCCUGGACCACCUGGUCCUCCAGGCACCCGAGGACUACCUGGAGAGCCCGGUCCAGAGGGGAUAGGCUUUCCAGGACCAAAGGGGGAUCGAGGUACUGCGGGUCCUCCAGGGCCAAUGGGACCACCAGGAAUUGGACGUUUAGGCCCGAAGGGUUCUAUAGGUCAGACUGGCCUACCUGGCCCACCUGGGCUCCCAGGAGAGGGAAUCCAAGGCCCAAAGGGUGAGCCUGGAUUCCAGGGAUUAGUGGGACCAAGAGGAGCCCCAGGAGAGGGUUUACCUGGGCAAAAGGGGGACCGUGGAUUUACAGGAGAACGAGGACGCAAAGGGGACAAAGGAGGACAAGGGGAACCAGGACAAACAGGGCCAGGGGGAAGACCAGGCCAAAAAGGAGAAACCGGUCUCACUAGAGAAGAAGUUGUCAAAUUAAUUAAAUCCAUUUGUGGCUGUGGCGUGAUUUGCAGAUUCAGCCCCCUGGAGCUGGUUUUUGUGAUCGACAGCUCAGAGAGCGUGGGUCCUGACAACUUCGACAUCAUGAAGGACUUUGUGAAUGCCCUGAUCGACCGCGUUUCCAUCAGGCCCAAUGUCACACAUGUCGGGAUUGUGCUGUACAGCCACAUGACUGCAGUGAUCAGUGACCUGUAUCAACCCCUGAGCGUUGACGAGUUGAAAUCUGCCGUACGCCGAAUGACCUACAUGGGGGAGGGAACCUACACAGGAAGUGCCAUCCAUCAGGCCAAUCAGCUGUUCCUUUCGGCGCGGCCUGGAGUUCGGAAAGUGGUGGUGGUGAUUACAGAUGGCCAGAUGGACCAACGAGACGUGGUUAAGCUGGACGAUGCAGUGCGAGACGCACACUCCAGCAACGUCGAGAUGUUCGUCAUUGGUGUAGUGAAUCGGAGCGAACCGUUUUAUGAGAGCUUCAAGAGAGAGCUGGAAACCAUCGCCUCUGAUCCGGAUGAGGAGCACAUCUUCCUGAUUAGUGACUUCAGGACACUCACUGCACUGGAGAGUAAGCUGUUGGUGAAACUAUGUGAGAACAGUGACGGCAUGUUCAGUCAAACGCCCAAGCCUGAUCUCCUCCCUGUAACCGCCGGAGUCCCAUUUUACGAUGAGGGAUCAUGGAGGAGGCCAUACACCCCGACCUUUAAAGCAGACCACACACAGGAGCCAGGAGCAUCAGGAGGGAUCUUGGACAGCACCAGAGCACCGUUCUUCAGUGGGGAGAAUCCAAACAGUUUGGAUGAUCUGUGGCACAUCACAUAUGAUUCUGAUCCAGGAAAACCCUUAGAGAGACCGGAACCGCGCACCACCAGCAUCACCACUGAGCCACGCCUACUACUGAUUCAGGAUGAAUUUAGCCAAGACGACGCCUGCCUGCAGCCGCUCGACCCCGGGCCGUGCCGCACGUACGUGGUGAAAUGGUAUUACGAACCCAAGGCCAACUCCUGCGCCCAGUUCUGGUUCGGAGGUUGCCACGGCAACAGUAAUCGCUUUGACACAGAGAGCAUCUGCCGGAAAUCCUGCGUCAUCAACUAAAUCGCCGCCUCGCUGACCAUUAAGUAAUGAAAAAGCAAGGCUAUAAACCAAAGAGUAUAUACUUAUAUAUUUAUUAAAGCCGAGCAGCGGCGUGUUGAAGGCAGGGAGGUUUAGGAGGUGGAGGAACACGAAUACAUUCACAGGUGCUAACUAACUAGGUGCUAACUGGACCUCAUUUAUCGAAUCUUUCACAGGAGCAUUUACGCCAGAAACGAGGUGUUCGUAUCGCUCCUGAGUUUUCGUAAAUUUACGCAUAAGAAGUUUAAAUCGAGUUUGAAUCUUGUAUAGAGUAUAGUUCGAUAAGAUUUAACCAGAGGUAGCGUGUGUCUACGGAAUGUUUAGCGCAUGCCACACUUUUAGUUGUCAGUUUGUCUUUUUCGACUCCUUAUAUGGAAUUCUGAGGGCGUGGCUACAGGGGAAUCGGCUGCGCCGUGAAAUUACGCGCCAUCGUUUAUAGCCGUUCGGCAUUUAACGCCAUACGCACGUGAGCACGUGUUCGAUUUAACAAAAACUUUUACACCCGACUUUAUUAAACGAGUGAUAAACGAGCCCCACUGUGCGAACAUGUUAUAAUAUCGUACGAUAUACAGUUCUCAACAUCGAUAUAACGGAGAUGUGAUUAACAAAAUGAUAUACGUUUUUAAAAUGUCUGUUUCCGUCACGUCUAGAUGACCAGACCUGUAGUAGGUUUUAGUAGCUUGUUCCAUUACCGUCUCUUUCCCGGGAAGUGUACAUGCUGCUGUAAAUCCUAGCCAAAUGAACACUGAUGAUCUUCUACAUCUUUUGAAAACAGUCGAUUAAUAGUCAUUUCAUCAGGCCAUCUAUUCAUAUCGCCCUCUUUCUUUCAUUUAUCACUCUUUCUCCAGUUCGUUGAAGAAUACAAAAUGAAAAAUACAGCACCAGGCAACAAAUUCACGAAACCGACGAGAAUCACUGAACACAUCAGAAAUAUUUCGAUAUAUAUAUAUAUAUAUAUAUAAGCAGAUUCCACUCCAAGGUCGGUGUUCGAACAAGCUUCUCCCACAGAAAGGCUUAGGCUACAUGUACGUUAAUCCAGAUAGAUAGAAAACGUUUUCCAAAAAUGAACUCGCUGAAAACGUGUAUAUCCCUAACACUGCACAUACGUAAUAAAAAAACGACGUUAAUUCAAAAUACUACUAUGACGAAUAAAAUACGUCAUAGUUUUCGAGUAGCCCCGUUUUCAAAUUCAUCCACUUGGGAUUUUCGUAACGCUCCUUUUGACCGGACAAAAACGCCGUCUCGGCGUGGACGGAAGGCCCGAACGUCUCGGUCUCAGCGAUUUGUGGAUAAUACCACCCGAAGUAACAUCGGGCGGCAGUGGGGACAGCGAGAACCGUCCCUGAACAAAGGGGUACAUGAACGUAAUUAUCAUUCAGAAAGACAUCCGUCUAGACGACCGUAUCACUCCACCAUUUUGGGGGGGGGGGUCACGCCUUUCACGACGUCGAUAAUGGAAAGCGAUCCCGUCAGUCGUUACGCUUCAUUUACAUUUUCGAGCAGGACUUUGUUUACAUCACAGGUUUGCUGGUUUGAAAAACUGUUUAAAAUGUCUGAGCUGAUAUUGUUCACGGUUCACUUAUAAAUAAAGUUAUAAAAUAAAGUUAUUCUUCAUCUUCGACGUGCUCGUAAUUGAUUGCUUUUUUUUUUAAUAUUUUAUUUUCCACGUAAAUAUAAAUAUUUCUAAGAUUUUACUUUUCACUGAUAAUAGACUCGGUAAUGAAAAAAUAACUUGAAUUAAAUUAGAUACCAAUGCAAACUAGAAAUAUUUUGGCUAGUGGGCUCAGAAUUUUAGACCCCGCCCACAGGAUGUCGAGCAUCUACAACUAAAAGUUACUUACCGAAGCUUUAAGU